Messenger RNA from Scheffersomyces amazonensis, 1621 nucleotides. RefSeq names its product ATP-dependent RNA helicase (gene DBP5). NCBI's taxonomy places the organism in Eukaryota, Fungi, Ascomycota, Pichiomycetes, Serinales, Debaryomycetaceae. Gene Ontology annotation, molecular function: RNA binding; ATP binding; RNA helicase activity. Gene Ontology annotation, cellular component: nucleus; cytoplasmic stress granule. The transcript has a single exon. The record is from RefSeq and is a predicted model, not a curated record. Gene Ontology annotation, biological process: poly(A)+ mRNA export from nucleus. The coding region runs from base 18 to 1556 and encodes 512 amino acids.
GGAGAAUAACCAGAAGUAUGUCGAGUGAAAAGAGAGUAGAAGCCGAUGCGGCCGAAUUGUUGUCGUCUCUUUCCAUAGGCGAUGCUAAAGGAGUUGACAGUGAACCUAAAAAGGAAAAGGAAAAGGAAAUUCCAAAGGGUCCAAAGGGAAGUACCGAAGAGGUAAGUUCCAAGGAAGAAGAAACAAAGGAAGAAACAAAGGAAGAAGCAAAAGCUGAAGUAAAGGAAGAAACAAAAGUAGAAUCUGAAAAAGAAACAAAGAAAGAUGAUGUCAAAGCAGAAGUCAAACAACCAGAAACUAAUUUGAUUGACUCUACUUAUGAUGUUAAAGUUAAGCUUGCCGAUAUACAGGCAGAUCCUAAUUCACCAUUAUUCUCAGUAAAAUCAUUUGAAGAAUUAGGAUUAUCUCCAGAAUUAUUAAAGGGAUUAUAUGCUAUGAAAUUUAAUAAACCGUCUAAAAUUCAAGAAAAGGCAUUACCUUUAUUACUUUCAAAUCCAGCUAGAAAUAUGAUUGGACAAUCUCAAUCUGGUACAGGGAAAACAGGAGCAUUUUCUUUAACAAUGUUAUCAAGAGUUGAUGAAAAUAAACCAGUUACUCAAUGUGUAUGUUUAGCUCCAACAAGAGAAUUAGCAAGACAAACUUUAGAAGUUGUAUCUACUAUGGGAAAAUUUACUAAAGUAACUACUCAAUUAAUUGUACCAAAUUCAUUAGAAAGAGGUCAAAAUUCAAAUGCUCACAUAAUAGUUGGAACUCCAGGUAUUGUACUUGAUUUGGCUAGAAGAAAAUUAUUACAACUUAAUUCAGUUAAAACUUUUGUAUUAGAUGAAGCUGAUAAUAUGUUAGAUGCUCAAGGAUUAGGUGAUCAAUGUCUUAGAGUUAAAAGACUUUUACCAAAGGAAGCUCAAUUGGUAUUAUUUUCAGCUACAUUCCCUGAUAAAGUUAGACAAUAUGCUGAAAAAUUCGUUCCAAAUGCCAAUUCUUUAGAAUUAAAACAAGAAGAAUUAAAUGUUGAAGGUAUAAAACAGUUAUAUAUGGAUUGUGAUUCUGAGAAUCAUAAAUUCGAAGUUUUAUGUGAAUUAUAUGGUUUAUUAACUAUUGGUUCUUCAAUUAUUUUUGUGGAAAGAAAAGAUACUGCUAAUAUAUUAUAUGCUAAAAUGAAAAAGGAAGGUCAUACAUGUUCUAUUUUACAUGGAGGAUUAGAGACAAGUGAAAGAGAUAAAUUAAUUGAUGAUUUUAGAGAAGGUAGAUCUAAAGUAUUAAUUACAACCAAUGUUUUAGCUAGAGGUAUUGAUAUUGCAUCUGUUUCAAUGGUAGUUAAUUAUGAUUUACCAGUAGAUAAAGAUGGACAUCCUGAUCCAUCAACUUACUUGCAUAGAAUUGGUAGAACUGGUAGAUUUGGUAGAGUUGGUGUAUCUAUCUCAUUUGUUCAUGAUAAAAGAUCUUAUGAGAUUUUAAUGAAGAUUAGAGAAUACUUUGGUAAUAUUGAAAUGACAAGAGUUCCAACUGAUGAUUGGGAUGAAGUUGAAAAGAUUGUUAAAGCAGUAAUUAAAGGUUAAAUAGAGUCUCUAGAAUUCUUACAAAAAUGUAAAAUAUACAGUUAAUAUAUAUAUAUAUAAAUAUA